AUGGGGCAUAUAGCUUAUUUUCUUGGUAUUCAAAUUACUUAUAAGUCUAAUGGGGAUUUGUUUAUCAACCAAGGGAAAUAUGCAAAAGAUCUGAUCCAUAAGGCUGGUAUGGUUGAUUGUAAAAACUGUUACACCCCUUGUAAACCUCAUAAUCAGGUUUUAACUAGUGAUGGUUCUUUGUUGUCUGAUUCUACCUUGUAUCGAAGCUUACUUGGGGGUCUCCAAUACCUCACUUUCACUCGUCCUAAUAUAGCCUUUGCGGUUAAUACAAUGUGUCAAUACAUGAGUGCUCCAACUGAUGUCCACUUUGCCAGGGUAAAACGAAUCUUGCGAUACUUGCAAGGUACAGUUCACUGUGGAUUGACAUACAUUUCUGGUGGAUCUUUAUUUGUAAAUGCUUAUAGUGAUUCUGAUUGGGUGGCUGAUUUAAACACUAGACGUUCUAUUACUAGUUAUGUGGUGUUCUUGGGAAAUAAUCCAAUCUCUUGGCAAUCAAAGAAGCAGUCUUCUGUUUCUAGGAGUUCCAUAGAAGCUGAAUAUCGUGCCUUAGCUCAUACAACUGCAUACAUUGCUUGGAUCAGGAAGGGUAAGGAUAUGGAGAGAUCAGAGAAGCUGUUCGACGAAAUACUCCAGAGAGGUGUUAACCCCGAUAAUGUAACCUUUUCGACUAUGAUUAGUUGCUUUGGGAUGUGUUCUUUGCUUGAUAAGGCUGUGGAGUGGUUUGAGAAGAUGCCUGGUUUUGGGUGUAAUCUGGAUAAUGUUACCUAUUUGGCUAUGAUUGACGCCUAUGGACGAGCGGGUAAGGUUGAAAUGGCUUUCAGUUUGUAUGAUCGGGCCAGGACUGAGAAGUGGCACAUUGAUCCAGUGACGUUUUCUACGUUGAUCAAAAUUCACGAGCAAUCGAGGAAUUUUGAUGGGUGCUUGAAUGUUUAUGAGGAACUGAAAGCUAUAGGGGCUAAGCCAAACUUGGUUAUUUAUAACACUUUGUUGGAUGCUAUGGGAAGAGCUAGGAGGCCUUGGCAGGCCAAGAAAAUUUACCGAGAGAUGAUCAGCAAUGAGCUUUCACCAAAUUGGGUAACCUAUGCAAGUCUUUUAAGGGCCUAUGGUAGAGCUCAUUACCGUGAUGAUGCUCUUAAUGUUUAUAAAGAGAUGAAGGAAAAGGGAUUAGAGUUAAAUGUAAUUCUCUAUAACACCCUUUUAGCUAUGUGUGCUGAUGUUGGUUACACCGACGAAGCCGUUGACAUUUUUGAAGAAAUGAAGAGUUCUGAAACACUGAAGCCUGACAGUUGGACAUUUUCGUCCAUGAUUACCAUAUAUUCCUGUAGCGUGGAAAGUCAUAGAGGCAGAAACAACAUUGAAUGAGAUGUUGGAAGCUGG
Molecule: messenger RNA, 1377 nt
Organism: Malus domestica (apple)
Lineage: Eukaryota; Viridiplantae; Streptophyta; Magnoliopsida; Rosales; Rosaceae
Source: RefSeq, a predicted model, not a curated record